UCUGCGCGCUUCCUAUUGGUCGCGCGGGGACCAAUAGGCGGCCGCGCUGAGUUCGGUUACGGCCGGCGGGAGGAGCGGGCGGACUUAAAGCGGCGGCGCGGUGGGGCCGGGGGGUGGCUGUGGGGUGCGAUGGUGGUGAGCGGCGCUUCCCACGAGAAGGAGAACAGCUCCCCGGGGCCGAGCGUCACCGGGAAGCUCUUCCCUUACGGCCGCGUCCCGGUGAGGACCCGCUCCCGCCGCGCGGAACCUGGAGACCGCUCGACCGCUGCCGGCACCGCUACGUCCCGCGGGCACCCCCGCUGCACGGAGGUGGAGCAGCCCCCACCGCCAGCGGUGGAUGCAGAGACCAACGUCACCCCCUCGCCUGUUGCCACCCCCGUGGCGGGGGCCGUGGGGCGCGGGCCCUGCUUGGCCCGCAGGGUGCCCGCCCGUGCCCCCCCCUCGGCCAAAGGAACCUCCCCUCUGAGCGCAGCAGGGACCCAAACCACGCUGCCCGGUUCCCUCCGUACCCAGGACAGCGCGUCCAUGGGGCUGAGGGUCCCCAAGAAGAAGAGCAGCACCCCAGGCUCCUCCAGCACUGGACUGACUCUCCGUGUGUCUGUCACCAAGAACAUGCGUUCUACCCCAGCCACUCAGCAUUCCUUCCGCACGCCGUGCCUCACCCCUCACAGCUCCCGGCCGCGUGCCCUGCGGGUGGGGGGCAGCUCGAGUGCUGGGGAGGGGUCCCAGCCUGUCCCCCCAGCCUGUGCUGAUGGCGUUGUCCCAUUGGAGACCCCCCUGCGCUGGCGACCGGCUGUGACCCCUCAGCCUGACCCCAGCACAGGCACUGCUGAUGGCAAUGAGCUGUCCCCAUCCUGGGACAAGGUGGUGGUGCAGCUCUUCAAGGGGAACGAAGGCCAGCAGGACGCUGAGGGGACGAUGGCGCAUCCCAGCAGCACCCCAGCCCCCAGCAAGGCACAGCGUGCAGCCCUGCUCCUGCAGCAGCUGCUGCAGAUGGUGCAGGACCGGCCGGACGCUGUAGCGGUGCUGACGGAGCUGUGCGGGCUCACGGCCGAGUGGGGGGUAGACCCCAUGCCCCCAGACCCCCUGGACCCUCCCAGCCUCUCCUCGGAGCCGUGACCCACGGUGGGGGGACGACGCUGGAAGAAAUGUGAAUAAAGUAUUUUUCUGCUUUG
This is a messenger RNA of Numida meleagris (helmeted guineafowl), 1175 nucleotides long. RefSeq lists its product as uncharacterized. The transcript is spliced from 7 exons. Lineage: Eukaryota; Metazoa; Chordata; Aves; Galliformes; Numididae. Bases 130 to 1119 code for a protein of 329 amino acids. The record is from RefSeq and is a predicted model, not a curated record.